AUGGCCACAGGCUCCUCCUAUUUACCGUCCAGCAGCCCUACCUCAAGCACAUUCAAUGUCAAUUUUCCAUCUUCAUACUCCCCUCUUGCUCGUUCGUCUGGACUUCUCCUUCCCAGCGAAUAUGACGAGCUCAACCAACCGCCCAUUGAAACUCUCCCAUUUGAAGAAAUAGUCCGAAACAAGCACGUCAAGAAGCUAUUUCGGGACUAUCAAGAGGCAAACUCUCAGCUCCUCUCAAGCAACAAGAUGAUUCAGUCUCUUUUGGAAGAGAACAGGAAGCUGAGGAGCCAGUGUGAGGCAAAUCUCUCUCGGGGUAUUCACUCUCCAUAUCCCAGAUCUAUCUCUAUUGCAUCUAGUUCCUCUUGCACCACGUCGCUCGCGCCCAGUGAUUCAAUUUCACAAGCUCCACAUGCGCCAACAAUGCCUCAGAUUAUCCCAGUCCGUGGAACAGAAGAUCGACCGGACGACUUACCUGUAGGCGUCCUUUGGACAUUGAAGGACUGCGCCAACGACGAAAUUCUCAGUCCGUCAAUGAAAAGCAAUCCAUCUCGACCUUUGAUGCAAUUUGCACUCCGAGAACGCGACGGCUCCUUGAUCUCGCAGGAGAAGUACAAGGCCAUCAAGGACGAUGUCAUUGCACUAUGCAACUCAAAUCUGCACGUACUCGAGCCGCCAUCCGAAGCAAAGAGACGCCGGGGAUCGAAGUUGGUCCAAGGGACUAUGACCUGGUAUAAAACCCAUUUCAAAGUUGUGUGGAAUAGUGUGGUUUCGGAGCUCGAGCGCAUGCACCCCGUCCUUAGGCUCUGUGCCGGGCAUUGGAAGGCCGAACACAUGCUCUCAAGACACCUAACAUCGAAAGUUGGCACCAAACACGCAGCCGAUGACGAAGACGAGAUGGUAACACCCAGAACUCGUCCUCAAUCUUCGGCACCUGCAACUCUGCUGGCUUCACCGCCUCCUGCAGCACCUUCCCCGCCCCCUGCAGCUCUACAGCAAAUUUCAUCGCAAUCGCAUUCACCUUCCCCGCCUCCAACGCCCUCCAGAAGCAAACGAACUCGUACGGACUCUCAAAACGAGAACAGCGCCAAGAGGCUCCGCCCAGAUAGCAGUGAAGUCGAAGACGAAAUUGCCGACGUGUUUGGGCUUCAAUCCCAAUCAAAAGCAGCACAGAAGUCGACGCCGCCACCACCCAUUAUCGACAUCAGCGGUAUCCAGGUAAAUUCCUCGCUCGAAAACUUGAAGACUGCCCUCGCAUCCGACUUUCCUUCAAUCAAGACUGGUGUACAGCUCAUCGAACGCCUUCAACAGAUGUCGUCAGCAACCGCAAGCUCAUCCGCCGACUCCGAGCCCAGUGCCAGCCUUCUCACCCUCAUCCAGCGCAUUGAGACCGCCGAUCCGAAUGACCCCAGUCUCGAGGAGGACGACACCAACGAAAGCUGGGGGCAUCGUCAGUUUACUGCCGGCGACCUGCAACUCGGCACUGCAUUGGGUUCUUGGGGGGAUGUCGGUUCUGUCAACACCGCCAGUCGCCUCAUCGCUGCCACGAUCCGAAUGUGCAGAGUUGCUCGGUAUCUCUGCACCCAGCGGCAAAUUAUUGCCAAUUCAUUUGUUUGUGACGCAUAUCUUGAUCGUGUCGUCGAAACACUUUGGAAUAUCACUCCCACCCCUCCAUCCGAUCCACCAGGUGGAAAUAGUGCAAGCACCAGCGCCAGUGGACCCGACCUCUCAUCUCGGGAUGGCAUUCUGAGUGCCUUACAGAAUCUCACAGUCGAGCAGAUGAAGGCGUGGAUGUCGAGGAAUAACAUUGUUUGCACUGUAAAACAACCCAAGAAAAGCCACUACAUCGAAACAAUUACAGCGUCCGACACUAUUCCAUCCGCUGAUGAAAUGAAGGCUAUGCUUGCUGUUCGCCGUUCAAAGGGAAAGAAGGAGGAGCGGCACUCCCCGACUCCAGAACCUCAAAUUUACGAGACUGAACCUGACAAGUUCGGUUUGUAUCGACAAUACACAACUUUUCCAUCCCGCGACCCAGACGAGGGACUCACUGUUGACGAUGUAUGUGAUGCCCCCAACCUCUCCACCUCCCAGAAUCAGUCCGACAUUCAAUGGUGGAAAGGAAUUGGUCCCUUCACUUCAAAGGCGAACCAAAACCUUUUUGCGCCAUUCCUCAAUGCAUCGGUCUUCCGCCUCAUGCAUUGGUUCUACAGUAGCCUCACCGACAUUCAAUGGUGGAAAGGAAUUGGUCCCUUCACUUCAAAGGCGAACCAAAACUUUUUUGCGCCAUUCCUCAAUGCAUCGGUCUUCCGCCUCAUGCAUUGGUUCUACAGUAGCCUCACCAAAUCGUUAUACGACCUCGACAAGCUUGUUCACGACGUUCUUUUGGCCCCCGACUUUGACAUUGAAGACCUGCGCGAUUUCAACGCGCAACGGGAAUUACGCCGGCUUGAUGACGCCCAGGACGAGCUUGACGAAGAGGCUGGCUGGAAGGCCUCUUCAGUUUUCAUCUCCCUGCCGGCGGAGAGGGUGCAGCAUGAUACAGAAGACGACGCACCCAAACUUGAAGUCAAGGGGGUGUAUCAUCGCAGCCUCAUCUCCGUGAUCCGUUCAGCAUUUGCGCAUCCUUCAGCCCUCCGGUUUCACUAUACACCCUUCAAGAUGUUUUGGAAGAAAACACCCGAGUCACCCCAGAACGUGUCAUCACCGAGCUGUACAACUCCGAUGCAUUCCUCGAAGAGCAUGAAAAAAUCCAAUCUCUUCCUCCGGACCCCAGCUGCAACCUCGAACGAUGUGUAG
Molecule: messenger RNA, 2793 nt
Organism: Coprinopsis cinerea okayama7#130
Lineage: Eukaryota; Fungi; Basidiomycota; Agaricomycetes; Agaricales; Psathyrellaceae
Exons: 7
Coding region: 1-2793 (930 amino acids)
Source: RefSeq, a predicted model, not a curated record